This is a messenger RNA of Sinocyclocheilus rhinocerous, 1157 nucleotides long. RefSeq names its product regulator of G-protein signaling 21. The record is from RefSeq and is a predicted model, not a curated record. Lineage: Eukaryota; Metazoa; Chordata; Actinopteri; Cypriniformes; Cyprinidae. The transcript has 5 exons. Bases 123 to 680 code for a protein of 185 amino acids.
AUUAACAUCCAUGCAUCAACAUCUGCCUGGCGACCGUAUAUACAGGCGCAAGAUGGGAAAAGUCUGUCAAAAACAUGAAACAUAGAGGAUCAUUCUGAAUAAAUAUUUCCCGCCAGCCCACGAUGCCUAAAAUGCGUUUCUCGAAGAUUCGGAUCUACGAGUUCAAGGACCUCAUUCGGAACAAGAAACAACCAAAAACACUGGAUGUUCUGUUGAGCAGGAAAAAGCAGAAAAACAAUAUCAGAUGUGUUUUGAUUCAGAAAAAUACUGAAGACUCUCAUUAUCAACUACAAGACCGUGGGCCAAAGCUAGCUGAUCUGCUAGAAAAUAGAGACUACCUGGAUGCUUUUCGUUCAUUUCUUCAGUCUGAGUUUAGCGCGGAGAACAUUGAAUUUUGGCUUGCCUGCAGGGAAUAUAAGCGGAUGACUUCAUCUGGCAAACUCUGUAACAAAGCAGCAGAUAUCUACAAAGAGUUUCUCCAUCCCAUGGCUCAAAAAGAGGUAAACAUCGACCAACACAUUCGUGAGAAGAUCAAGAGAUCCUUGGUGAAGCCUGAACUCACUUGUUUUGAUGAAGCCGAGAUGCAUAUAUACAGACUUAUGGAGGACGACUCCUGCCCAAGGUUCCUUAAAUCUGAGGCCUAUCAGAACCUGAGGAACGCAGCCAGGAACCCAGUGUAGACCAGCCAAUGACAACUAAUUCACCGGAAAAAUGUUUCUUAAUGAGCCGGCGCGUAGAAAGCGGACAUAUGCACGUGGUUUGGAGGAAAUUACAGAGGAGAACAGAAAGUAUGUGGUGUGUAGAGGUUCAGCUUCAUUGGUUUGAAUGAUAAGAUGAAUGAGAAAAAGAAAAGUGUCACCGUUACAGGAAAUGAUCAAGAAUGAAGGUACAUGUUAUUUGAGAGAUGGGCUGGUCCGUUCUGUGAAAUGGGUGACUUUUAUAAACGUUGGUCUUGAAAGUAGAUUUCGGUUAGACUGUAUGAGACAAAUGUUAGAAAUUGUAAAUUGUAACAAGUGUUGAGAAAUUGUAUUGAGGAAUCUCUAACAUUGUUAGUUGACAUCAAAAGAGCAUUUUGCUAAUCAACUCAUAUUUUAUGAAACACUACAUAUGACCAGUUACAGCAUUUAAACAUUCACUUUACUUUAAACAUUCAUUUA